Messenger RNA from Maniola jurtina (meadow brown), 1812 nucleotides. RefSeq lists its product as uncharacterized. Lineage: Eukaryota; Metazoa; Arthropoda; Insecta; Lepidoptera; Nymphalidae. The record is from RefSeq and is a predicted model, not a curated record. The coding region runs from base 218 to 1267 and encodes 349 amino acids. The transcript is spliced from 3 exons.
UGCUGCCCUGAAGGUUCCCACGAGCAGCAUGUGAUGCGACCCGGCACUCUAUACUUCUGGACUGCUUUUACAUCCGCUGACCAAAACGCAAAGUCCGAGAGAGCACAUGAAGCCAAGUGGAAAUUAACCACUUUCAGUUCAUAAGUGGGAUACAGGGAAGGUAAUUUUGCUAUCAUCCCGGUUAAGGACUACACCCAAGGGAAAAGAAAAGCGGAACAUGGACAACCAACAAAGAUUUCUCAAACGAGUGGUCAUUCCCCAGUCCGAUUCCGAGUCGUCGCGAUCGCGCAGCAGUUCGUGCAGUCGAUCAAGGCGUCGCAGUCAAUCGCGACGCAAGCGGCCGCGUCACAGCAGAAAUUCUCAAGAGCGUAGCCGUCGCGGAUGGGCCCACAGCAGCACGCACACACACGGUGCGAGUCACACCUCGCUACCAUCAACUAGUCGCCUCGACGAUGACGGAGGUACUUCAGUUAAUGCACUCGUUUCUACACUUCUGGAAUUCAUGCAGAAUAUGAAGAAAGACAGUAAUCAUGAACGUUUUCCUGGAAUGAAUGUGAUACCAGAGUUUGAUCCGUGCAAACGUAAUCAAACAAUUCACACGUGGCUUUCAAAAGUUAACGAAUCUGCUUCCAUUUACGGUUGGACGGACAAACAAACAGCGUAUUAUGCGUUACCUAAAUUAGUAGGAUUAGCUAAAAGAUGGUAUCAGGGAUUGCCAAGUGUGAAGUUUUCAUGGUCUGAGUGGGAAUACAAAUUAGCGUCAGCGUUUCCGAGUGAACAAAAUUUCGGCCAGUUGUUAACGGAAAUGCUUGUUUGCAAGGCUCAAGUUAACGAUUCAUUGGAAGAAUAUUUUUACGAAAAAAUGGUUUUGUUAAAUAGGUGUAAAAUAAGUGGAAAAGAUGCUAUUGACUGUAUUCUGUUUGGAAUAGAAGACGGGUCCAUUCGAGCUAGCGCCGAAGCAGCUCAGUUUAGAGAACCCGAUAAGUUGUUAGCAUAUUUACGAAAUGUAAAAUCAAAAACACCAGCUCAGGCACUCUCCGGUACGAAUCUUGUAGGUACUUCUGACUCUUUGAUAAAUAUUUUAGGUGAAGACUUUGGUAGCAUAGGUGAAGUGGUUAACAAUGAUGAGAGCAACAAUCAUUUAGAGAACAGACAAACCGACGGUUCAAAAACAACUAGGAAUGAGAUAUCUGAGUAUAUUUCUAAAAGUCAAUCUAAACAAAAGGGACGUUUUGACGACAAAGAACUAAAGUUCGUUUUAAUGUAGGUGAUUUAGUAAGAGUCGAAAGGGAUAUACCUUCAACUGGUGGGAGUAGAAAGAUAAUUUCUAAGAUUCGCGGUCCGUACCGAAUAGUAGAGAGACUUCCUCGUGAUAGGUAUAUAGUACAAGAUACUCCGCUAUCCCGGAAGGGUAAUAGAAUCUUUAAAGGAACCAUCCCAGUGGAUAAAAUUCACCAUUGGAUAGUUUUCAAUAGAAAGAGUUAAGAUUCUAGUAAUGAUUCGUUCAAUUCGGAUUGAGUCUUUUGUAAGUAAAUAAAAGAAUGGGUUAUUUAUAAAUGUCCUUUCUCCGUUUAUAUAUUAAGCUAAGGUGAAUAAUUGUUACAUUAUCUUUAAUUAUACUAUCAAAUAUUGAUUAUAUCUAAGUUUUAGGUGAUUUAAUGAUUGUAUCUAGUUAAAAUGGAAAUCUCAAUUGUUUUAAUUGUUAUUGCUUAUAAGUUAACAAUUAUAAAUUAUUGUUUUAGUUGUUGAAUUAAUUAAAAUUCCUGGGGUUAGUUCCUGUUAGACUUUAUAGAUUAUAGAUUUGUUCAUUUA